UCAUUUUUAAAAAGUACGGAUGAGCUCGUUAUUUCGUUGCGAGCAAAUUUUCAAAAUAACACGAAAGUUCAAUUUAAUUGACUAGGGCGUAAUUGACGUAAAGGUAUUUUACUGCAACUAAAUCGUAUAAAUAUAUUGUGCGGAUUUCUUUAUCGUUCAUCAACAAACAUGCAUCAAAUUCACAGUAGCCGUUCUGUAUUAAUUUAUUCAACUGCGACAAAUUGUUCAAACGUUUUCAUAAACAAAGUAAACCAGGUAAAAUGAUUAAAUAAUGAAUGUACAUUCUCUAAAAUGUCUAUGUUCUUUAUUAAUAACGGCUGUACUGCUAGACAAUUCUCUUGUUUGUGUCAAUGUUUUGAUGCUUUAUCUUUUAAGGUUAAGGAGAAUGAAUUUAUACAUUAUUUUACUGGUUUGCUGGCUUGGCAUAGCAACUACAAUGGGAUCAGAGGGAUUCUACAAUAUCGCUCAUAUGACCAACAACAAAGAAUCUGUUAUAUGGGCAGUCGAAAAAGGAGCCAACUCAGUGGAGAUUGAUUUAAAGUUUGAUGAGGAAGGUGUUCCGUUAAAAUUUCAUCACGGUUUCCCAUGUGAUUGUUCGUGCAUGUGUCCAAUGUAAAUAUACAUAACAAUACUAUUACUUCUGUUUACCUGUUAGUGUGAUAAAU
This is a messenger RNA of Hydractinia symbiolongicarpus, 665 nucleotides long. Its product is annotated as dermonecrotic toxin LarSicTox-betaID1-like. Gene Ontology annotation, biological process: lipid metabolic process. The record is from RefSeq and is a predicted model, not a curated record. The transcript has 2 exons. Gene Ontology annotation, molecular function: phosphoric diester hydrolase activity. NCBI's taxonomy places the organism in Eukaryota, Metazoa, Cnidaria, Hydrozoa, Anthoathecata, Hydractiniidae. Bases 272 to 616 code for a protein of 114 amino acids.